This is a messenger RNA of Paramecium pentaurelia, 376 nucleotides long. Lineage: Eukaryota; Ciliophora; Oligohymenophorea; Peniculida; Parameciidae. The record is from the annotation of a GenBank genome assembly.
AUGAAGAAUCAUUAUAUAACAUUGGGGUUAGAUAGAAAUGCUUAAAAACAUUAAAUAAAGGAAGCAUAUCAUAAAUUAGCUUUAAAAUGGCAUCCAGUAUGAUAUAUAAUUAAUCUACCAACAGGAUAAGAAUAUUAAUUGUAGAGCUUAAGCAAUUACAUAAUUCCAAGAGAUUAAUGAGGCUUAUAACAUAUUAUCUAAGUCUGAGAGUAAGAAAAAGUAUGAUUACAAAUUGGAAAAAGACGAUGAUUUUCUAGAACAAAUUGAUAAAAUGAAUGAAGAAUUUACUUAUUUAAAUAAAGAUGAUUACAAUACAUUGAUUAAAUUUAUCAAUAGGAUUGAUAAGCAAAGUAAAAGAAUAAGAAAACAUGAAUGA